Molecule: messenger RNA, 1485 nt
Organism: Micropterus salmoides (largemouth bass)
Lineage: Eukaryota; Metazoa; Chordata; Actinopteri; Centrarchiformes; Centrarchidae
Product: secretagogin-like
Exons: 11
Coding region: 184-1002 (272 amino acids)
Biological process (GO): regulation of presynaptic cytosolic calcium ion concentration; regulation of long-term synaptic potentiation
Cellular component (GO): cytosol; dendrite; terminal bouton
Molecular function (GO): calcium ion binding
Source: RefSeq, a predicted model, not a curated record
AGUCUCAUUUUGCUGAAUUCAGGAGACGCCUGAAGGUGAAAUCAGAAUAGAUUUUAGUUCAGUGGAUAACCGAUCGUCUCUCUCUCGCUGAGAACCUACUGAACAUCUCUGGAAGUAGUUCUUCCCUUUGUUGUUUUCCCUUUGGUUUGUUGUCAAAGGAUCUCUGGACUGGUCUUCAGCACCAUGGACAGUGCCUUGGACAGCCUAGACGCUGCAGGUUUCUUACAGAUCUGGCAACAUUUCGACGUAGAUGAUAACGGUUACAUCGAAGGAAAGGAGCUGGAUGCCUUCUUUCAACAUAUGCUGGGAAAAUUUGGGAUCAAGAGGGAGGAGAUAACUGAGGACACAAUCAGAAGACUGAAAGAAAGGUUCAUGUCUGCUUAUGACAUCGCAGCUGACGGACGUCUGCAGAUAGAAGAGCUGGCCACCAUGAUGCUGCCAGAGGAGGAGAACUUCCUGCUUCUGUUCCGCAGAGAGACGCCGCUGGACAACAGCGUGGAGUUCAUGAGGAUCUGGAGAAACUAUGACACAGACAGCAGCGGCUACAUCUCAGCGAUUGAGCUCAAGGGCUUCCUUCAGGACCUCUUCCUCCAACACAAGAAGUCCAUCACCCCUGACAAACUGGAGGAGUACACUGACACCAUGAUGAAGAUGUUUGACAAGAAUAGAGAUGGCAGACUGGACUUAAACGACCUGGCCAGAAUCUUGGCCCUGAAGGAGAACUUCUUACUGAAGUUUAAGAUGGAUGCUUGCAGUCAAGAGGACAGGAAGAGAGACUUUGAGAAGAUAUUUGCUCACUAUGAUGUUAGUAAGACAGGUGAGUUGGAGGGCCCUGAAGUGGAUGGAUUUGUCAAGGACAUGAUGGAGCUGGUGAAGCCCAGCAUCAGUGGCACAGACCUGGACAAGUUCAGGAAAGCCCUGAUGGGUCACUGUGACAUCAACGGAGAUGGAAAGAUCCAGAAGAACGAGCUGGCUCUCUGCCUCGGCCUCAAGCUCAGCUAACAGAGCCUCACAACAAUGUUUUUUCCUUCUCUCUUCAUUUGCUGCCACUCCUAAUUUAGACUUUUCAAUUUUUAUGUGCAUCUUUUACUUCCUUUCUUCUCUUUCCUCCGACCUGACUCAUUCCUUCUCCCAUCCUAAUUUCUGGAAGUGUGAGUCCUCCCUUACUGGCUCUCAGUUUGGUCAAUGUAUCUAGAUAUUUUAUGCUCUUUAAUAGAAACACAGUACAUUUCCAUAAUAUUAUAUAUUUUUCUCUAUUAAAACACCUAGCGGAGGUCUAAUUAAUGUGUAUUAAAUCUGGAUUAAUGCAUUCAUGAUUUAAAUAUAGCUUUGAGUUAAAAGAUUAAGAGAAUAUCUAGUUGUUGUUUUCAUGACUGCAUGGCAUGCUGCUUCUUUGUAAUGUGUUAAUAUAUGAAACAGUGUUUGCAUGACAUUAUUGUGAAAUCAGUUACAUGAAUGAUGGUAAAUAAAAAUCUAUUAAAUCUU